AUGGAUUCACUAGUUUCAAAGAUUUCAAAAGAAUUAUACGAGUCAUAUACUAAUGACACAGCUGCUUUUCGUAGUUCAAGAAACUACCCACCAAAAGAAGUUUUUUUUGAGUUACAACAAUUACAAAAAAUCUUUUUUCCUGAUUUUUUCAUGAACCACCAACACAUCUCACAAGCUCAUAUCUCAUUAGAACUGACACAGUUUGUUGACCACAUCUUAUCUUCAGUUGCAGGAUAUAACGAUGAUGCAUUUGCACAUCAAUGCCUAAUGAAAAUGUUAGAAAAGCUUCCUGUUAUAAGAGAAACUUUAAAAACUGAUUUAAUUGCUGCGUAUGCUGGAGAUCCAGCUGCACCAGGACUUGCAUUAAUUGUAAGAUGUUAUCCAGGAUUUCAAGCAACAAUGAUUUAUCGAGUGGCACAUGUUUUAUAUGAAUGUGGUGAACGUUGGUAUUGUAGAGAAUUGAUGGAAAGUGUACACUCAUAUACAGCAAUAGAUAUUCAUCCAGGAGCAUCUAUCAAAGGACAUUUCUUUAUAGAUCAUGGAGUUGGAGUUGUUAUAGGGGAAACAGCAAUUAUUGGAGAAUGGUGCAGAAUUUAUCAAUCAGUUACUUUAGGUGCAAUGCACUUCCAAGAAGAAGGUGGUGUUUUAAAGCGAGGAACUAAAAGACAUCCAACAGUUGGUGAUUAUGUUACUAUAGGAACAGGAGCAAAAUUAUUAGGUAAUAUUGUUGUUGGAAGUUAUGUGCGUAUUGGUGCUAAUUGUUGGAUUAACAGUGAUGUUGGAGAUAAUCAAAUAGUUUAUAUUUCAGAACAUCCAACUCAUGUAAUGAAACCAUGUAAAUCUUGUUGUGAAACUAAAAGUGAUGAACAAAUAAUCAAAAUGAUAUCACCAUCACCUGCAGACUCAAUAAGUCCAAAAAGUUCUCCUUUAAAGUAA
Molecule: messenger RNA, 936 nt
Organism: Entamoeba dispar SAW760
Lineage: Eukaryota; Evosea; Mastigamoebida; Endamoebidae
Product: serine acetyltransferase, putative
Exons: 1
Coding region: 1-936 (311 amino acids)
Cellular component (GO): cytosol
Molecular function (GO): L-serine O-acetyltransferase activity
Source: RefSeq, a predicted model, not a curated record